GUGUGUGUGUGUGUGUGUGUGUGUGUGUGUGUGUGUGUGUGUGUGUGUGUGUGGUCAGUCAGUCGCCGGCCCGCACUCUCGCUGACACACUCACACACAUAUCGUCUCGCCGUCCCUCUUGGUUAUAAGUUCAGCGACUGACUCAGCGUCUGCACCAUGAGCGAAAAGAAGCUGUUGAGCGGGCACACGGUGGAGCCCAUGACGGAGAAGGAGCAGAAAAAAAUGACAGAGUCGGGCCAUGCGCUCCCCUCCCCAAUGGUCCGUCUGCAGCCCGACGGGUGGGUGCUGCCCGACAUCAUGGCCAACAAAUACCUUGAUAAGGUUUAUAACUUUAAGUUCCGCCCCGACGACCUGAUAGUGAUGUCCAUCCCAAAGUGCGGCACCACGUGGAUGCAGGAGAUCCUGUGGACGAUGGCGAACAACCCGGACCUGACCCACCCCCGGACCAACACCCCCAUCCUGAACCGCUCCCCCGACAUCUCUAUCAUUAAACGUCGAUUUCCUUCCCUCCACAAGUUUGACUUCGUGUUCGACUCCUUCCAGGCUCAGGUCCAUAAGUUCGAGUCGUUCAGAAAGUGGUUCUCGGAGGUGUGUCCGGGGCGCAAGGAGGAGGACGGCAUAAUGCUGCAGAUCGCCGAGCUUAUGCCCGAACGGAGAAUUAUCAAGUGCCACCUCCCGCUCAACCUCCUGCCGCUUGACGUACUUGACACAGCCAAGGUGGUGUACACUACCCGCAACCCCAAGGACGUAAUCGUUUCCUACUACAAAAUAAUGAACAACGUCGACGGAGUAGAGAGCCCCACCUCCCUGGACGCCUUCGCCAGAGUCUACAUGGACGAUGGCUAUAAGGAACGUACAACAAACUACUGGAAGGAAUAUUUCACGCCCGAGCCCAAGGCGGACAUGGACAAACUCAGCGUCCGCACCAUGAGCGAGAAGAAGAAGCUGCUGAGCGGGCACACGGUGGAGCCCCUGACAGAGAAGGAGCAGAACGAGAUCACAGCGACGGGGGUUCUGUUCCCCGCCCCGAUGGUCCGUCUGCAGCCCGACGGGUGGCUGCUGCCCGACAUCAUGCCCCAGAAGUACCUCAACAGGGUAUAUAACUUUAAAUUCCGCCCAGACGACCUGAUAGUGAUGUCCAGCCCCAAGUCCGGCACCACGUGGAUUCAGGAGAUCCUGUGGACGAUGACGAACAACCCUGAUCUAACCCACCCCGAAACCAACACCCCCAUCCUAGACCGCUCCCCCGAUAUCUCAUUCGACUUCUUGUUCGACACCAUCGUGGCUGAGUUUCUCAAGUUCGAGUCGUUCAGAAAGUGGUUCUCGGAGGUGUGUCCGGGGCGCAAGGAGGAGGACGGCAUAAUGCUGCAGAUCGCCGAGCUAAUGCCCGGGAGGAGAAUUAUAAAGUGCCACCUCCCGCUGUGCCUCUUGCCGCCUGACCUACUCGACACAGCCAAGGUGGUGUACGCGGCUCGCAACCCCAAGGACGCGAUCGUGUCCUACUACAACAUGCUGAACAAACUGAGCGUCGCAGAGAGCUCCUCCGACUUCGACAACUUCGCCAGAGCCUUCAUGGACGAUAACUUCCUGUUCAGCCCGUACUGGCGGCACGUGCAGCUGGCGUGGGAGCAGCGGAGUCACCCCAACAUGUGUUUCGUCUUCUACGAGGACCUCAAGGCAGACACCAAGAAGCACAUCAAGCGGCUACAUGACUUCAUCGGAGCGGAUCUCACGCAGAGUCAGCUCGAUGGCGUGGAGCAUCACACGUCCUUUAAGUCGAUGAAGGAACGAGGCGAACCAAUGAGAGACGGAUUAUUCACGAACUUUUUCCGGAAAGGUACAACAGGCGACUGGAAGGGAUAUUUCACGCCCGAACUCAGGGCGGACAUGGACAAGUGGAUAGAGGAAAACGCCAGCAAGAUCGGAAUUACUCACAAUUGGGAUUGACAACCUUGAUACCUGCCCCGCGCCCACCUGUGACACCUGAGCCUACGGUCCCCCGGGGUAAGGCAGGAUGACCGGAUGGAAAGAUGGAAGAGUUGAAAGGGAUGAAGAAGGAAGAAAGAGGCCCGUUAACGAUUUAAGGAUGGAAGAAAGGAGGGGAAGAAGAAUUAGAUAAGAAAAGAAGGCAGGGUGAAAAAUAUGGUGCAAUUUAAAAAGGAAGGAAGAUAUGAAGUACAAAUCAGAAGUAGAAUAAUGAAGGAAUGGAAAAGAAUGGAAGAAGAAGAACUGAAGGAAAGAUGGAUUGAAUGAACUAAGGCAAGAAAAACAGUAAGAACGAGAAAAGAGCAGCUGAGAGGAAGGAAGAAAGAAAGGAAGUACAAAUCAGAAAGAAGCAGAAUGAUGAAUGAAGGAGGGCUGCACUGAAUGAACUAAAGCAAGGAAAAAAAAAGGGAAGAACAGUGAAAGGGCAGAUGGCAGGAAACGCUUCGUAACUUAAUUCAAACCUUAUUCGUAUGUAGUUCUAAUUUAUAUACAUUUUUUUUUCCACGUUGCUUUGAUUAAUGUACAUCUUUUUAUUUUCUCUCCCCUCUUUUACUUCGUCCUCACUCAAAGCUAACGACGAGAUUUCUUUCUUUUUUCAUGUUUUAUUCUUCGUCCCCGUGUUGACAGUCUCGAGAUUCUGUGUUUACGUUCGUUUCGUCUGUGGACUCCCUGGGAACCAUUUCAUAACUCUUGAUGUGAUGAAAAAAAAUAAAGGAAAGGAACGUG
Molecule: messenger RNA, 2712 nt
Organism: Eriocheir sinensis (Chinese mitten crab)
Lineage: Eukaryota; Metazoa; Arthropoda; Malacostraca; Decapoda; Varunidae
Exons: 13
Coding region: 157-1947 (596 amino acids)
Biological process (GO): sulfation
Cellular component (GO): cytoplasm
Molecular function (GO): sulfotransferase activity
Source: RefSeq, a predicted model, not a curated record